Molecule: messenger RNA, 2685 nt
Organism: Capronia coronata CBS 617.96
Lineage: Eukaryota; Fungi; Ascomycota; Eurotiomycetes; Chaetothyriales; Herpotrichiellaceae
Exons: 2
Coding region: 1-2685 (894 amino acids)
Biological process (GO): glycoprotein catabolic process; carbohydrate metabolic process
Molecular function (GO): beta-mannosidase activity
Source: RefSeq, a predicted model, not a curated record
AUGGCAAUCAAGCAACGACAGGACCUCAACACAGGCUGGAAAUGGCGACUCGCCAACGCCAACGGCGAGGCCAAAGCCGACGAAUCUCUGAAAAGCUGGACGCCGGUUCAGUCUUUCCCGUCUGUGAUCCAGAUGGAGCUCCUGGCGCAUAAAAUCAUUCCGGACCCCAACGUCGGAGAGAAUGAACGACAGAUUCAAUGGGCUGGCCGUGCCGAUUGGGAGUAUUCUUGCACAUUCCCAACUCCCGAAGGCUCGACAUUCAAUGAUUUGGUGCUGGAGGGACUCGACACAUUUGCCACGGUGACACUCAAUGGCCGAGAGAUCCUAAAGAGUGACAACAUGUUCAUUCCGCACCGGGUAGAGGUCACGUCUUUCUUGAAGCCGGUCAAGCAAGACAAUGAACUGUCCAUAGUCUUUGAAAGCGCCUGGAAGAAAGGAACCGAGCUCGAGGCGAAGUUUGGUCCGCGGAAGACCUGGAUGCGCGAUAGGAGGAGAAUGCAUACGCGCAAGGCUCAGUAUCACUUUGGCUGGGAUUGGGGCCCGACUGUCUUGACGUCUGGACCGUACAUGCCCGUCUAUCUGGAGACGUAUUCGGCAAGAAUCGACAAUGUGCAUGUCACCUCUGACCUGGCGGAGGACCACUCGACGGCUACAGUUUCGAUUGCCGUAACCGCUGCUGGACCCUCGGCAAAGACGGUGCGUGUCAAGAUCCUUGAUUCGGCCUCGUCAGCAGUGUGCAGCAACCUCGACAUUCCGCUGGACGAGUCGAAAAAUGGUUCGGCCACAGUUGAAAUCCGCAACCCGCAGCUCUGGUGGCCCAAUGGCCAAGGCGCGCAACAUCUGUACACCCUUUCGGCAUCUCUUCUGGAUGAAUCGUCGUCGGAACUCGACAGCUCUACCACCCGAUUCGGCAUCCGCACCAUCAAAGUGAUCCAGCGGCCUCUGGACAAUGCGCCGGGCAAGACGUUCAUGUUCAACGUCAAUGGCCGCGACAUCUUCGCACAAGGCGGCAAUUGGAUCCCAACAGACAUGUUGCUCCCGACGGUCACGCGAGAGCGAUACUUCAGCUGGAUCCGACUGGCCAAACUGCACCACUUGAACAUGAUCCGGGUCUGGGGCGGCGGGAUCUACGAGACGGACGACUUCCUGGACGCCUGCGACGAGAUGGGCCUCCUCGUGUGGCACGACUAUGCACUCGCGUGUGGCGACUACCCCGUAUACCAAGACUUCCUCGACAGCAUGCAGGCGGAGGCGGAGGCGCAGACGGUGCGCAUGCGCAACCACGCCUCGCUGGCGCUGCUGUGCGGGAGCAACGAGGAUUUCAUGUUCUUCGACUUCUUCGGCAGUCCCUACGACUUUUCGGACCACGACGGACCCUUUCCCGACGACGGCCCGUUCCCUCAGCGGAAGAUCUAUCUACAGUUACUGCCGGACGUGUGCAAGAAGCUGUGUCCGGAGAUCCAAUACUGGCCGUCCUCGCCCUGGGGCGAUUCCGGCGCCGGCCGCUCCAAUGACGUGACGGUCGGCGACAUACACCAGUGGGAAGUCUGGCAUGGCGAGCAGAAGCCGUACCAGGAAUACGGGGCUCUCUCCGGCCGCUUCGUGUCGGAGUUCGGCAUGCAUGGGUUCCCCAUCAUGCGCACCGUCGACGUGUUUGCGCCCGAGCCCAAGGACCGGUUCCCGCAGUCGCGCGUGAUCGAUUGUCACAACAAAGGCCACGGCGCGGAAACCCGGAUCGCGCGGUACAUGGCGCAGAACUUCCGCUAUGACAUGGACUUCGAGAACUAUAUCUACUGCUCGUACCUGUUGCAGAGUGAGGCGCUCGGGUAUGCGCUGCGCGACUGGAAGCGCAAGUUCGGCGGCAAGGGCAAGGAAGAGUGCGCCGGCGCCCUGAUCUGGCAGUUCAACGACGUCUAUCCGUGCACGAGCUGGGCGUAUGUCGACUACUUCCUCCGUCCGAAGCCCGCGUUCUACUCGAUCCGGCGCAACUUUGCGCCCAUCAGUGUCGGCCUGGAGCGGACGCCGAACACGAGAUGGAUCGAUGAGGACAACCCGCGAGACUCGGAGAUUCCGCGCUUCACGGUCUUCGCUCAUAACACGACUGCACAAGAGGUGCAGUGUGCUUUGCAGCUUAAGGCGUAUGAUUUCUAUACAGGAGCGUGGACGGAGGUCAACCUGGAAGGAAUCGCUUCCGAGGCGGUCUUACUUGCAGGCCAGAAUACUGAGUUGGGGGCAGUGAGUCCGCAUCCGUCUUGGACUGAGGACAGUUUGAUUAUCUUGGAGGCGAGUCUACUUGAUACAACGACCGGGAAGGUGUUGGCGAGGUUUGUCGACUGGCCUGAGCCGUAUCGCUACUUGCUCUGGCCGGCAGAUACUACCGUCACUAUCUCGGUCGAGGGGGUUGCUGGGAACCAAAAUAGUGGGGCGGCGGCGGAUGGGGACGAUGAUCAAUUCGAACAUCUCGUCACAGUCGUUGCGAACAGGCCGGUCAAGGGGUGCUGGCUGGAGCCGGUAUAUGACGGCACCGAGACAGAAGACGAGCCGGAGCCGUUCUGGGAGGACAACAUGUUUGAUUUGCUACCUGGGCAGGAGUUCAAGGUUGGUGUCAAUGGUCUGAGAGGGAGGAAGGUCAAAGCACGCUUCUUGGGAGACUGGGAGGUGAAGAACCCAAUAGUAGCGAAGUAG